Messenger RNA from Nerophis lumbriciformis (worm pipefish), 3317 nucleotides. It is a transcript of the gene bbs2, whose product is annotated as Bardet-Biedl syndrome 2. Gene Ontology annotation, cellular component: neuron projection; ciliary basal body; membrane. Gene Ontology annotation, molecular function: protein binding. Gene Ontology annotation, biological process: non-motile cilium assembly. NCBI's taxonomy places the organism in Eukaryota, Metazoa, Chordata, Actinopteri, Syngnathiformes, Syngnathidae. The record is from RefSeq and is a predicted model, not a curated record.
CAUUUUCAACUUUUAUUUUGGAAAAACAAACCGGAAGUGGCUGAGAAAAUCUACUUGUACAGUUAUCUUCCUUUCAGUGUCGUCUUCAAUAGUACCGAAUCCCUCAUUAAUUUACAAAACGUUGUUAUAUGAUUUAGAUUUUGUUACACAUCUGGAGGGCCGGAAGGAGCAUAUGCAUCAUGUUGGUCCCUAUUUUUACGCUUAAUCUGAGCCAUAAAAUAAACCCACGCAUGGUGACUAUAGGGAAAUUUGAUGGGGUCCAUCCAUGCCUCACUGCAGCCACACAAGCAGGAAAGGUUUUUAUCCACAACCCUCACACCCGCACUCAAAGACCAACAUCUCACCGACUGAGCCAAAGCACGCAUGAUUCGGACAUCUCUUUGCUCAACAUCAACCAGGCAGUCACAUGUCUGACUGCGGGUACUCUGGGCCCAAACUCCACCGGUGACAAACUGCUGGUGGGAUCGCAGACCAACCUGCUGGCCUAUGAUGUCCAUGACAAUGCAGACAUAUUCUAUAAAGAGGUGUCCGAUGGGGCGAAUGCAAUAGUGCUGGGAAAGCUUGGGGACAUACCCAAUCCUCUUUCCAUCAUCGGAGGCAACUGCGCCAUACAAGGCUUUGACUCUCAGGGCAAUGACCUCUUCUGGACUGUCACUGGAGAUAAUGUGAGAUCGCUUGUGCUUUGUGACUUUACUGGAGAUGGCAAAAAUGAGCUUCUGGUUGGCUCUGAAGAUUUUGACAUCAGGGUUUUCAAAGAGGAUGAACUUGUGUCUGAGAUGACUGAAAACGAGACAGUAACAUCACUGUGUCAUAUGCACAGUAGCAGGUUUGGUUACGCUUUGGCUAACGGCACAGUGGGAGUGUAUGAUCGCAAUGCUCGCUACUGGAGGAUCAAGUCUAAAAAUCAUGCUAUGAGCAUCCAUGCCUUUGACUUGAACGCUGACGGGGUUGUGGAGCUGAUCACCGGCUGGUCCAAUGGAAAGAUUGAUGCUCGAAGUGAACGCACAGGCGAAGUUAUUUUCAGAGACAACUUCUCCUCUUCUGUGGCUGGAGUGGUGGAGGGAGACUACAGGUUGGAUGGACAGAAACAACUUAUCUGCGCGUCGGUCGAAGGAGAAGUUCGUGGCUACCUGCCUGCCGGUAAAGACCUGAAAGGGAAUCUCAUGGACUCCGGUGCUGAACAGGACCUCGUUCGGGAGCUCAGCCGUCGCAAACAGAACCUGCUGCUGGAGCUACGCAACUAUGAAGAGAAUACUGAGGGUGGAUCAGACGGCGCAGACGGUAUUCCUGCCAAUACUCAGCUCCAAACAGCACUUUCAGUGAGAGCGGAAACCGAGUUGCAGAAAGCCCACGUGGAGCUGAGCAUCACAACUCCAAAUGAAACCAUCAUCCGAGCAGUGCUUAUUUUUGCAGAGAGCAUUUUUAAGGGCGAGAGCCAUGUUGUUCACCCCAGUGUCCAGAACCUGUCAGGUUGUGUUCAAAUACCCAUUAUCCCUCCAAAAGAUAUACCGGUAGAUCUGCACAUCAAGGCCUUUGUCGGGGGCAGAACAAGCACCCAGUUCCGCGUGUUUGAAAUCACUCGACAGCUGCCUCGUUUCUCUAUGUAUGACAUCAUGACUGACCCCUCAGGUCCUCCUCCUACUGGAAGAGUGACUUUCUCCAUCAACGACCGACCGCAGCGGGUUGCAAUGUGGUUGAACCAAAACUUUCUGCUUUCGGAGGGCGUAGAUAGUCCUGAUGUUACUUUCAGUUCCCUGAGGACAGGUGGACUGCUAUCUAUCAGCAUGGCCAGUAAUGGACAGAUUACCCUGGGAACAGAUGAUAUUGACCUAGCAGGGGAUCUGGUCCAAUCACUGGCGUCUUUCCUGGCGAUAGAAGAACUGUCAGCCGAGGCAGACUUCCCGACUUACUUUGAGGAGCUUCAGACUACACUCACUGAGGUGGAUGAGUUCCACACUGUCCAUCAAAAGUUAACUGCAGAAAUGGCCGACCACUCCAACUACAUCAAAAAUAUGCUGGUGCAAGCGGAGGACGCCCGCUUGAUGGGUGACAUGACAUCUAUGAAGAAGCGCUACCGAGAGCUGUACAAUCUAAACAGAGAUCUUGUCAACGAGUAUAAGAUUCGCUCUAAUAACCACAAUGCCUUGCUGGCCUGUCUCAAGUCAGUCAACCAGGCUAUCCAGCGAGCGGGUCGACUCCGAGUGGGUAAAGCCAAGAACCAAGUGAUCUCAGCAUGUCGGGACGCGAUCAAGAGCAAUAACGUCAAUGCACUCUUAAGGGUCAUGAGAGCAGGUGUGGCUUCCUCCUGAAGGUGGAGCAGAGGACGGCAGAGAUAGAUGAUCACCUUUUUCAUUCUACUUUCUCAGAAGGAUGUAAAUACAAACUAUUUUGGGAUUGCCUGCAAAAGCAACAUUGGGCGCAUAUUCCGACUAAUACUGUACAUUCACAGUACUUGAAAAAGGUUGGAUUGCUGAGGUCCAUCUAUGACAGAUGAGUAGAGUUCUUGUGCUUGUAGUGUAAAUAUUUACUUGAACCAAGAAUAGUUUGUGUAAGAGAGUUUAGCCGUUAUAACGCAGCCGUGUUUCGAAAAGAUGCUGUCACUAAAAGUUUAUAUUUAUGUUUUCUGCAUUGCAAAAAAGGAAGGAGGGAGCUUUUAUUCAUAUUAUACUUAACAUUAAACAUAUUGACAUAAAGGAUAUGAUCUCACCCUUGUAUUUCCAAGAUCACACUUAAAAAGUGUAUCAUUACAUUGUUCAAAAACACCCUUACACUGCUUACAGCCUUUGGUGGCCAUAUUUGCACAGUGUUUAUUAUAUAUCAGUAGUUCAUAGCAUUCGUUAACAAUAUGAACCAGAAGUCACGUGCAAUUUUUUUUUUUUUGUCACGUCAUACAAAUUGUGUUUUUGCAAUGAUAAUUAAUUAUGAUGGAAAAUACAUGUCUGACGAACUCAGCAGUUACAAUUGAUUUUUUUGUGCCAGGUCAAAGAAAUGCCGACACAUGCUACAAAGUCCAUGAGCGUGCAGUAAAAAGCAGCUUUGACUUCUGCUGACUCAGUAACAUUUUGAGGAGAGCAAGAAGCAGAGCAGCCCCCAUUCUUACACUGGACCGUGUGGUUUAGUUAUGUAUGACUGUCAGACAGUGUGUCUGUAGUUUGUGUGGGUGUGUGUGUUAGCACUUUAGCACAAUGUGUGUGAGUAGCCAAAGAAAACAACAUACAUGACUCACAUAUGACCAAUGUAUUUUAUAUUUUUAUAGAUAUGUUUUUAUUGUCUUGUAUGGUGGCAGAAUCUAUGAUUAAAUGUAACCAAUGUUUUAA